CCCACCACUGGCGAUCAAUCGGUAGUCUUAGAGAAUGACGUCAUUGCCGGCACGACGCAUACGGCAGCAACACAACACAAACGCCACAAGAGCAAAAAAAAAGAGAGGCAAGUCCGGUUUCGUUACUUGCAGCUCACCCGUUUCCUUUCCUUUAUUACCCUCUUCACCCCGUCCAUCCCUCUCUCCUCUCCAUCCCCCUCAAUCAACAGGGCCAGCGAAAAACAACGACAACCCCGUACCCCACAACCACCACAACCACCACCCCCCUCUCAUCCCUCCUCGAUCGUUCAACGAUCUCCAGUAAAAAAUGGGCCUCUUCAACCGUCGCGGUAACACCGCGGCUGCUGGCACUGGCACUGCGCCUGCUCACCAGUACACCGAGUAUCACACGAAUCGCCGUCCGCCCAUGGGACAGUGGUUCCGCACGGUCUGGCUCGACCUCCUGACUAUGGUCGUUCUCGGAGCUGUCGGUCUUGGUGUUUACUACGCCCCUCCCGCCCCGACUCGCUCUUUCCCCGUCUACUUCCAGGAUGGCGAAAUCGUGUACCCGCAGUUCGCCUACCCCCUGCGCAAGAACAUCAUCCCCAUCUGGCUCGCUGCGUUCCUGGCCAGCAUCAUCCCCAUCUUCAUCAUGGCCUGCAUGCAGAUCCGCAUCCGCAGCUUCUGGGACUUCAACAACGCUGUCAUGGGAUUGCUUUACGCUCUCAUCAAUGCUGCCGUGUUCCAGGUCUUCCUGAAGUGGUUGAUCGGUGGUCUGAGGCCUCACUUUUUGGCGGUUUGCAAACCUCGCAUUCCCGAAGUCGGCGUUGAUGGUGUCACUGGCCUUCUCAACACCGGAAACGGCCUGAGACAGAUCAUGUACACCCGUACCAUCUGCUCCGGAGAUACGAAGGAGAUCAACGAUUCUCUCGAAUCGUUCCCGUCCGGCCACUCUACUGCUGCCUUUGCGGGUCUCGUCUUCCUGUACCUGUACCUCAACGCCAAGCUCAAGGUCUUCUCCAACUAUGCGCCGCACAUGUGGAAGCUCACCGCACUCUACGCCCCCAUCCUCGGUGCCACCUUGAUCGCCGGUUCCCUCACUAUUGACGAGUACCAUCACUGGUACGACGUUGUCGCCGGCGCCAUCAUCGGUACCAUGUUCGCUCUGAGCGCCUACAGGAUGAUGUACGCCAGCAUUUGGGACUUCCGCUUCAACCACGUUCCCCUUCCCAGGGGCAACAUGAGAGGCUUCCACUACGGAUUCAGCGGCGAGGAUGGAUGGGGCGAGGCUGUUGCCACUAGGAAGGCGGGCUGGGGCGAGGGCGAGGGAAUGGCCACGGGCGCUCCUUUCGACGCUGCUCACGGAGCCAUGGGUGGUGCCGGUGGCGGUCUUAGAGGGAUCCUGAACGGCGGAAACCACAAUGGUGCUACUCACAACACUCACAAGGUGGAGGGUGUGGUCUAAAAACUGGACUGAUUCGUAAUGACUGAACGAUCUGCGCGGAUCAUCUGAUGAUUGUACUUGAGACGGAGUUAAUGUGGUGUAAUUGAUCAUUGGUGUCCGCUCUUGUUUUCUUUUCUUUGCUGUUUACUCAUGUUCAUGAGAAUAAUACCUUACGUUUCUUCAUCAAA
Tricharina praecox is the source of this 1611-nucleotide messenger RNA. RefSeq names its product phosphatidic acid phosphatase type 2/haloperoxidase. Bases 308 to 1444 code for a protein of 378 amino acids. Gene Ontology annotation, biological process: phospholipid metabolic process. The record is from RefSeq and is a predicted model, not a curated record. Gene Ontology annotation, molecular function: phosphatidate phosphatase activity. The transcript has 4 exons. Lineage: Eukaryota; Fungi; Ascomycota; Pezizomycetes; Pezizales; Pyronemataceae.